This is a messenger RNA of Cladophialophora bantiana CBS 173.52, 771 nucleotides long. RefSeq lists its product as uncharacterized. The transcript has a single exon. The record is from RefSeq and is a predicted model, not a curated record. NCBI's taxonomy places the organism in Eukaryota, Fungi, Ascomycota, Eurotiomycetes, Chaetothyriales, Herpotrichiellaceae. The coding region runs from base 1 to 771 and encodes 256 amino acids.
AUGGCCAAUUCAUCGGGAUCGACGCCCUCACCCACCCACAGUUGGCACUCAUCGCCCGAAAGCAGAGCGACGACGCCCGAAGGAGCACAGAGGGAUGUUGAAUUCUUUGGCGAUGACGCGUUACCGGUCCACGGGCACGGGGCGGCUCACGGCGCACAAAGGAACGACGAGCCUCAGGCGCAGCUUUCAGGAGACCUCCGCGAAGAGAUACUGAGCGACAUCCCCUCGCUCCGCCGACAGCACAUGACCGAUGGGUACCGCGAGGGCCUCUCCGUGGCCAAGGCGCGGGUGAUGCAGCGUGGGUUUGACGCGGGCUAUCCCCUAGGCGUAGAACUUGGACUACGCGUGGGCAAAGUGCUGGGGGUGUUGGAAGGCAUCAUCCAUGGCUCCAAAGGCAGCAAGCCUCGUUCGACCGGAAACCCCCCAGAAGCAGGACCGAGUUCUUCUACCAAUGAGGCCACUCUCGACGGGGUCAAUGAUGGCGCGAUGGCCGCCACCCCGACGAAAAGAGUGGCCGACAUAGCCUUCAUGACCCUCAUGUACAGCCGCGCCCAAAAGGAGCUAAGUGUCUCGGAACUCUUGAAGUCCGUGACUGACGAGACGGUCGCCGCAAUCCCAGAAGACGCCAGUGCUGGCGCCGUCGACGAUGGCAGCGGCCAACACGAGGCGGCGGGCGGCAACAAGAAAGCCGAAGUAGACGCAGUAUUGCUGCCGGCGGAGAUCGAGGCCGCGCUCGAAAAGUGGGAACGGAUGGUGUUGGGCGCGUUUUGA